GUUUGCACCCCACUGCACGUAGGAUGCAGGACACACAGCUGGCUGCAUAUGUUUUUCUUCUUCUCGGGUGUACCUUGUUUCCGGAUAAGAGUGGAAACAAGCUCAGGCCACGCGACAUAGUUGACGCGUGUGAGCCCGACAUAGUAGGCCAGUUUUCUUGGGGGUCGGCUACGUUGGCGUAUAUGUAUCGCCAGUUAGGAUUCUCAAGUCGGGCUAAUGCGGCAGGUAUCACUGGAUGUCUGACAUUGUUACAAACCUUGAUAUACGAGUAUUUUCCUGCGUUUCGACCACACCGCGACCCCGUUCCUAUUGGGGAUGGGCAGCCACGUGCCUAUGCGUGGAGUCCGCGUUUCGAUAAGAAGUCCAUUGACCGCCUGCGAUCGAUACGGUUAUUGCUUGACAGGAUGUCCCCAUUAGAGGUGAACUGGAUGCCUUUCGGCCGGAACCCUAGUAAUAGGGUACCCAGGACCCUUUACACGGGACUGAUUCAGUAUCGUGAGAUCGUAGAGGCGUACAUGCCGCAGCGCUGUCUUCGCCAGCUUGGAUUUGUCCAAGUUGUUCCUCCUCCACCAGCAUGGCCCAGUAAGGCGGUCCGAUCUGCGUCGUCGAAGGAGUAUGUCGUCCAAUGGCCGGCAAGCAUGAUUGCCACGUGGGAACACUUUCCGAUGGUUGCCCGCCUAUGGACAAAGGAGCUGCAGCGACCGCCAAUUAGGGUGACUGCCCUGUGUGACCAGUACUACAUGGAAUGGUACAACCGGUAUUCGCACCUGAGGUUGAUCAGAGACCUCCACCACGGCGACGACGCCGAUGAUGAUGAUGUGCCACCGCCCACUGCCGUGGAUGCGUGGAUGGGAAAGAUGAUGCAAGUGGGACACAUAAUUUUUGAGGCGAGGGACAGCAUGACGAGUGUAUCAGGCAGAGCGGCUAUUGAUGAUCUGGAACGAGCCCUUGAGCAGUGGCAGUGGGCGUCACAGAGGGAUUACUGAUCUGUGGACAUUUUAUUUA
Messenger RNA from Chenopodium quinoa (quinoa), 1005 nucleotides. Its product is annotated as protein MAINTENANCE OF MERISTEMS-like. NCBI's taxonomy places the organism in Eukaryota, Viridiplantae, Streptophyta, Magnoliopsida, Caryophyllales, Amaranthaceae. The record is from RefSeq and is a predicted model, not a curated record. The transcript is spliced from 3 exons. The coding region runs from base 24 to 986 and encodes 320 amino acids.